AUGACAUUAACGAUGUUGUCUGAGGAUAAUCAAAAGAGAAACUUUAAAGAAAUGCAAAGCACAAAUGAAAUUCUUUGUAAAGGUUGCAGUCACCAAAUUCGAGAUAAAAUUUUAAUACUUUUGGUAAAAAAAGACAAAGUGAUGGAUAGCAACAAUAAGAAGUUAAAAAGUGGACAGUGUAAGGAGAUGAACACUUCAUCAUCUUCAGUUGUUUUUGAUACUUCUAAGAUCGAUGAAAUGUCAAAUAGAAAAGGAUUAAAAAAUUUAAAUCUACCAGAAAUUUAUCAUGUUCACUGUCUGAAUUGUUUUGAAUGCGGAGAUCGAUUAUCAUUUGUAGAUGAAAAAUGUUGGGUUCAUCAAGACAAUAAAGUAAUAUGCAUCAAUUGCAGAACAAGGUUUAAACAAUGUGGAAGAUGUCAACUUAAAGUACCUGAAGAUGCUAAAGUUCAUAAAGUAAACCGUAUACCCUUUCAUAUAUCAUGUUUCACAUGUUUCCAAUGUGGUCGUCAAUUAUGUCAAGGUGAUAAAUGCGGUAUUUUUAAUAAUGAUGUAUUCUGUUAUGAACAUUAUGUCAGUAAAUGUUUAUCAAUCAAAAUGUUGCAGUUUGAUACAGAUUCAGCAUCUAAUAUGAACACCGUAGAUUCUAGUCAAUUUAACAAAUUUCAACAAAUUUUAUUGAAACAAGAAAAUUUUACAGUCAAUUUGAAUGACGAAAAAAUCAACCAGAAUUUCAACCAAAGUCACAUGCAUUUGCCUAACUACACAGCCAAAUCAGACAGAAUAGCCGUGCUAAAUGCAAAUUGUUGUGUACCCUCAACUUCUACGCAACUCAUUGAGUCAACAGCUAAAAAUGAAUCAGCAGACAACUUCUCAGUUUCAUCAAAUUAUUCUACAGCCAGUUAUAUGCAGACAGUUACAAGUUCAACAACAACCUUAACAAGUACAAAUAAAAUAGAAAAUUGUCAAUCUACUGAUAACUGGUAUUCUGUUGAUGACUCUAUGCUCAGUGAAGAAAUUCUUCUCAGCAAUGGUGAUAUAUCACUAACAUUAACAGAGAAUGGACAUUCAGUUGACAGUAGCACAAGCAGUAAUUGUAGUGUUCACUCAAAGUCAAAGCGUAUUAGAACAAGUUUUACGCCCGAUCAACUAGCUAUACUUCAGGCCAAUUUCGAUGUUGAAGCUAAUCCAGAUGGUCAAGAAUUAGAACGUAUUGCUGGUAUGGCAAAAUUGAAUAAACGUGUUACUCAAGUAUGGUUUCAGAAUGCAAGAGCACGUAAAAAGAAGAUUGAAUGUCGCGGUCAUCUAGGUGGACAGCAUGACCAAAUAAGUCUUAGCAGUUUGGCUUGUUGUUUAUCUGAUCCCACUGGAACAGAAGAAUUCUUUGACAAUUCUAAAGAGAAUAUACCUUCAAUAAAUAUAAAUGAAAGGAUUUCGUCAACCAAUGACUGUGAAAUCACAGAUUCAAACCAACUUUAUGAAAGGCAGUUUAACGGGAAGGUGGAUUUUUUCAAUGAAAUAAAUUACAAUGCUAAAAAUAAUCAUAGCAGCACUAGUAAUGGUGAAAAACAUUUUUCAGGUAUUCAUUGCUGUAGGAUGGAUAAUAUUUUUGCCAAUGGUUGCUCCGAUCACGGUGGUUUAAUAUCGAAUGGGUGUGAGUUAAACUUUUCAGACAAGAAUAAUAUCAUGGAUCAUGAUACAUUUUUGAACAGACUGCUACCAAACACAAAUCCUUUCGGAAAGUUUCCUUUUCCGUCAGCAUAUGGACCUUGUAUUCCAUUACCAGAUACACUUCCUCAUCAGUGUGAUCAUAAUGAGAGAAUAAACAACGAAAGGUAUCCCACGGAUAUUAAAAAUGCUAUAAAUACUGCCGGUACCAAUAAUUAUGGUAAUAACAACAAUGGGAAUAACAACGCUAAUAUUGUUCCUAUCACUUACAAUACUGUGGAAAGUGGAAGCGUAGAAGAUGUAUCAAUGGAUUCGCAAAAUUCUACAUCAGUGACACGUUGUGGUCCUAGACCAUAUCUACACACAGAUCAAAAUAUGUUUAAUCCUAUUCCCUCAGAUCAUCGUUCAUCAAAUAAUUUCUAUAUCCCAGCGUUAGCAUUACCAACUAAUUAA
Molecule: messenger RNA, 2118 nt
Organism: Heterobilharzia americana
Lineage: Eukaryota; Metazoa; Platyhelminthes; Trematoda; Strigeidida; Schistosomatidae
Source: the annotation of a GenBank genome assembly